CAAAAUCUUUAGCAUUCUAGCUUGUAUCUGGCCAUAAUGGAAAACUUUUAUGAUCAAUUUUUGACAUCAAACACUAGCCUAUCAACCACUGCCACCAACUUUGCCUCAUCCUCAUCAAACCCAAGCCUUACACCACCAAACAUGGGUCAUCCUCAAAAUGUUAACUUGGUUGGUAACAAUGACCAAUUUGCCUAUCUUGACCCUUAUUCUGGUCCAUAUGAUCAAAACCAACAGUUUCAACAUGUGCAAUCACUUGCCCAAGUGAAUCAUCCUCCUUUGUAUCCUUUUCAGAUGGGGCAAAGUGAUGUAGCAACUACCAUGUCAAAUCUUGUACCUCGAGGUAGGUCACAGUUGAGUGAAGAGGAGAGGGUUAGGAGUAGGCUUGCUAGGGAGAGAAGGAGGCAAGCAAGGCAAAGGAGUAGAAGUGUUGCUCCUAUGGCCCCAGUUGAAGGGACAAUAAGGGAAAGACCUCACAAUGUCAACCAAGGCAGAAAUGCCAAUAUUUUUGUUACUCCAGAUGGGAUGGUGCUACUAGAGAUACUCACCAAGGUGCUAAAGAAUAGUGAUGUUGGCCCCUUAGGUCGCAUUGUGCUCCCAAAAAGAGAGGCUGAGAUGUAUCUUCCAGAACUACGGGACAGGGAAGGAAUUGAUGUCGUGCUUAAGGAUGUGUAUGCUGAGCUGAGAUGGACUGUGAAAUACAAGUAUUGGGUUAAUGACCAAAGUAGAAUGUAUGUGCUUGAAAAUACAGGAGAUUUUGUGAACCAUUAUGAAUUACAAAGGGAUGACUCCAUAACCCUUUAUGAAGAUGAAUCUAAAAAUCUGUAUGUGUUGAUAAAAAAAGAGGACAAUCAAGAAACAUCUCAACACCCAACAAACAUGCAAAGGCUGCUCACACUCAGUGCUUACAACAAUGGCCUCAUUCAAGCAUCUCAUAUGCACCAAGCUCAAGGUGAAGAAGAAAAUGCUUCUAAUAGCCUUUUGCACCAGUCCAAUGCUGGAGCACAUUUCGAUGGUAACAUAAUGCAACCUCAAUUACCGAUCAUUGCUGAUGAUGAUGUAAUGCAACAUGAGUUCAAUGUUGGUGAUAAUUUAGUGCAAGGUGAGUUAUUGGACAACUUUAUAGAAGAGGCACCAACUCAAGAGAUGGGAGAAGUCAUAAUGGCCCCUAUGGCUAACCAGAUAAACGGUGAUCAACAAACCAACUUGGAUGAUGUCUAUGCGAACCUUGACAACAUCUUAGAAAUUGAGAGAAAUUAUCGUGGUUUUCACUUUUGAUCACUUGGAUUACUAUAGGGGCCUUGGUCAUCUUGUCAAGGUAAUAUUUUAAGAGUGAUGUGAGAUAUCUUAUGGUAUGGAAACAUGGUUCAAGACUUCAAGCUGUGGAAUUGUUGGUAUUGUUGUGAGCUUGCUGGGUGGUUUGCAUUAAGUAUUAUUCUAGAGAAGCUAAGUGUAGUUGUUUGGAUUCUUGUUUGUUGCUUUUUGUUGUUCCAAUAACCUUAUCUUAGGAUAGUAGACAAGGCUCAAGCUGAAUGUUGCAUGUUGAAUUUUCCUUUCUAAGGACUUGGUGGAGCUUCCUAUCCAAAGAUGAGUUCAUGCAUAGUAGUUUGUUUCAGGUUAAAAAAAGUUUGAUGUUUUCUUUUGAUCAGAAAAAAAAAGGUUUGAUGUUAGAUUUGUAUUCUUUUCUGUUUUUUUUUUUCAUUGAAAAAGAUGUUACAUAUAUCUUGUGACAUGAACCUGUAUUCGUGCAUGUGA
Messenger RNA from Cajanus cajan (pigeon pea), 1752 nucleotides. RefSeq lists its product as uncharacterized. The record is from RefSeq and is a predicted model, not a curated record. NCBI's taxonomy places the organism in Eukaryota, Viridiplantae, Streptophyta, Magnoliopsida, Fabales, Fabaceae. Gene Ontology annotation, molecular function: DNA-binding transcription factor activity; DNA binding.